GUUUGAAGCAGAUCUCGGCGCCGGGAGCUAUUUUUCAAAGCCAGAAAGCUCAACUCUUGGAACACAUGAAAGAGCAGGAAAGAGGAAGGUGCCUCUGACCACAGACAAAGUGCUUUCCCAGCGCCCCUGCACAACCACAGCCAAUUUCCACACAUCUGGGAUCACCAGGGGGAAGGACUUCCCAGGUCAGAGGGAUGUGGUUUCCGGGCAGCCUUGAGCCCCGGCACCUUUUUGUUAUUUGGAAAUUAACCGCCGGCAGAAGCUCCAGGCUGGCUCAAGGAAACUAGCUCACAACAGCAUCAGCACUGGCGGAAGUUGCAUUCUCAGGACCACUAAACACGGAUCAGUGUUGCACCCUUUAGCCACCCUGCCGUGACUUGUGCUCAGUGUAUACUGCUGCUGUUGGACAGAACUUUAAUUCCAGCCAGGGCUCACCAAAGAAAGGCAUUCCCAAUUAAUCAGGCAACACAUAUUUUUAAAAAUAUGUUAAUUAUUUGGAACAUAAAUACUUAUGAAGGCUACAGAUGGAAGCCAUCCUCACACAGGAGAGAAUGUCUCUUCUCAGAAGGUUGACAUCCAGACCUGUUUAGGAACUCUUUUGCACAGUAGCCUCUCUUGUUGGCAAACUGGUCACUGGAAAUCCUGCAAGCCUAGAGGGGCUUCGUAAGUUCAGAGGCCAACUUGAAAAUGAGGAGGAAAGUAACAGCAAAGCGGAACAUGGUGGCUCAGUAUCUCCAGUGUCAGACACCACUAGAGCAAAGAGUGCAGCCAUUGGUGAAAACGGAGAAGGAGCCAGACCCGACAGGUUCUGAUUCACUGGGAAUAUCGGAGGGGCCAGUAAAAACCUAUCGUAUUGUGCAAGUCGGGACCACUGGGGGAGGUCUGAGACUGAUAACGCCGCAGCAGUCCAGGAGCGAACGGCAGGAGGCACCCCAACGCUGGGAAAUCCAGGGACAGGAAUUGCCCACUCCAGAACUUACACCGCCAGUCCAGUCCCCUGCGUGGAGGAACCUGCAGGUGCCGGAACUCACGCUGUCUGAAGACGUCGAGACCUACUUGGCUACCUUUGAGGACGUGGCCGAAGCCUGCAAGUGGCCCAAGGAGCAGUGGGUGACGCGGCUUGUGCCGGCCCUCAAUGGAGCCGCACUCCAGGCCUACAACAGCUUAGAUCCCAGAGAAAGUGGCGAUUAUGGGAAGGUGAAGGCAGCCAUCUUGCGGGAGGAUUCAGCCAGCCUGGAGAGGCAGCGGCAGAACUUCCGGCACUUCCGCUACCAGGAGGCCGAGGGGCCCCGUGAUGUCUGCAGCCGGCUACGGGGGCUCUGCCAUCGCUGGCUGGAGCCGGAGAGCCGAACCAAGGAGCAGAUUGUGGAGCUGCUGGUCCUGGAACAGUUUCUGACCAUCCUGCCCGAGGAAAUGCAGGACUGGGUUCAGGAAUAUCACCCCAAGACCUGUAUCCAGGCAGCGACCUUGGCAGAGCAUUUCCUGUUGAAGCAGCAAGAGGACGAGAGGUGGGAUCAACAGGUGCUGGGACCAUUUGUGCUUGAGGAGUCUGUGAGUUUCCCAGAAACUGAGCAAAUGCCAUUGGAUGCCAGGCAAACGAUGCUCUGCAGGGAGGCCAAGGAAGAGGUUAAUGAGAACCCCACCUCACUGUUCCCAGCAGGUGAUGAGCUCCAGACCAAAAACGAGGAAGAAUUUAUAGUACAGGACGGUACAAAGGGACAGAGAAGCCGGCUGCUCCCCAAUUCGCAUCUAGUCCAGUAUUCCUGCCAAAACGCCAAUAGCCAGCUGCCUGUGAACAAGCAGGCCACUCUCAAGCAAGAAGCGAUUUUCCCAUGUCCUGAAUGUGGGAAGAACUUUUCUCGUAAAUCCACCCUCACCAGGCACCGGAGAGUGCACACGGGCAUCAAGCCCCAUCAGUGUACCGAGUGUGGGAAAAGAUUCCUACACAAAUUCAACUUAGUGAACCACAUGAGAACCCACACACGCGAGGAGCUCGACCGUUGUUCGCUGUGUGGGAAGAAUGCAAAGAGGCCACCGGGCCAGGGAGGGCAAGAGAAGAAGGGUGGAUGUUGUGAAUGCACAGGAAGUUUCGGCAUGCAGUACAGUGUGGAGCAGAGAGUGCAUGAGGGAGAAGAGUCACACAGUUGACUUGCAUGUAGGGUGGAAAUGUAGCUGACUUGAAAUUGGGAGACAUUUAGGAAAUAUGCUAAAUCCAGGGGGUAUUGCCCUGACCUGGGGCUUACUAGGAACAGGCACCAUUUUCUGAUGGUAAAGAGGCUACCCUAACAUUGAUCAAAGAGUGCUUUCAGCAGCUCAGUUGGGUUACAUGUUUGUUUUUCAUUUGCCUGUUGUUGUUUUGUACAGUAAAAGCAUUUGGAAAGGAAGAGGGGGGAAGGAGUUCGAAUCUACAUUUAUAAUAUCGCGUAUGUCCCUCCUAAUAACACCAUGAAAGAGAAUAUGGACAGAGAGUGCUGAUGUGCCAAUUGCGUGUGACCUGGAGGGUUAGGCAAAAACUUUCAUUAUUAUUUUUUAAAGUGACAGAGCUGCAUCUACCCAUGCACGUUUCUCAACUGACAGAGGAGCAGAGGCCAUACAUUAUGAAAAAUGCAUUUUCUUCAGGAUAAUCAAAUGCCCAGUGUAACAUCUGACCAUGAGCAGUGAAAACAUGUUUCGCUUCCAAGAUUUUCAGAGUUGUAUGCAUUUGCAUGAAUACAAACUGAAAACACCUUUGUUGGGUAGUAUUGGGAAACCAUAUCACUGGCUGUUGUCCAUUCAUAUUUUGACUAAUGAAUGAUGUAAUCAGAAUUCAGCUAAUUGGCAGCAGACCUCCAGGUGAUCUGGGACUGAAUGUUACCUCAAAGACCAGGGCUGCCUCCAUGGUGAUUUUUAGCUUGACAUAUUCGUUAUAAUGUAGAUAAGAACUAUUAGACUGACUGUCAGCUUUUGUUUGUGUUCCUUUUAAAAUAGUGCCUCCAUAAGAGGUGGAGCAGUUUUGAAAUCAUGUCUGUCAACUAUUUGAGAUUUUCCAUUAUGGAUUUUUGUGUUGGGAACCCUCCCACCUCCAAUAUUGUAGGGCACUUUUUUUCUAUCAAUACAUUUAUUAGUUUUGUUUUGUUGUUUAAAAAAUGUACAAAAUUCUGACUAAGAUCUACAAAACUGCACAAGUAGUUGCUACUUCAGACUCUGUUUUCUCAAGCGACGGCUCUCCAUGGAAUGUGGCAAACUGCUUUUGAAGCUGAGGUGACCUUAAAAAGUAAUGAGUCAUGGGAGUUCUGCUGUUCAAAGGGUCAAAAAAAUUAACAAUCUCAAUGGACAUGCCUAGAGUAAUUUUCGGGAUCCCUGCUUCUACAUUUUUCUACAUGCCUCUCAAAUGAAUUUCUAGUGUCAAGUAUUCCAAGGCCUUCUAACACUACCAUUUUUUAACCCCAUAACACUGUUGAUUUACCAAAACUGCAUGUUUGGGAAUUUGCAACGGUUAUAGCUGCGUGUGUACAUUUUAGAUUUUUAAAAAAAGAAAAAAAGGAAUUGUGUUUGUAUAUUUUUUAUUAAAGCUUUAUUUUUUGUAGUUUGCACAUUAAAAAGGUUUAACGUUGUAAUAAGA
Messenger RNA from Hemicordylus capensis (graceful crag lizard), 3601 nucleotides. Its product is annotated as zinc finger and SCAN domain-containing protein 32-like. The transcript has 5 exons. The record is from RefSeq and is a predicted model, not a curated record. Bases 688 to 2148 code for a protein of 486 amino acids. Lineage: Eukaryota; Metazoa; Chordata; Lepidosauria; Squamata; Cordylidae.